AUGUGCAUCAUAAAUGAAGCGCGAUCAGCAAAGAAGCAUUUCAUCGCAAUUCACCUUGUUUCAGUUGGAAACGCGAGAAGACAAGACGUGGUAGAAUAUAAGCGAAUCACCGCAGAAGUUUGGUCACCCUUCGCAUCCAAGGAAAUAUUUUCCAAGCAUGUUCCAGUGGAACAGUUCCAGAGUGAGGAUUCGAAACGAGAAAGACAGCCGAAAAACGCGAAAAAAUCGCGAAAUAUACUUUGUCACCACUGA
Oikopleura dioica is the source of this 252-nucleotide messenger RNA. NCBI's taxonomy places the organism in Eukaryota, Metazoa, Chordata, Appendicularia, Copelata, Oikopleuridae. The record is from the annotation of a GenBank genome assembly.